AUGGUCUGGUCUCCGCCUGUUCCCCUAACGUCCGCUCAGGACAAGUCGAGCUUCGCAUACGAAUCUACCGUCCACCGCUGGCCUGCCAUCUUGACGCAGGUCAUUGACAGCAUCUACAGCGCCAACCAUGCGCUCUCCUACUCGCGUACCAACCAGUCGGCCAAGAUCCAAGAGGGCAAGCAGAUCAUCGAAAAGGUGGCCGCGCUCAAGCACGACAUGAGCCGAGACCGCCCUCUCGAACCCAUUCACGUAGUCUCCGGCCAAGACGCAGACCAGGGCCCCUCGACCGAGCUGUUUGACUCGACCAUCGAAAAGGAGAAGUGGACCUGGUUCAAUGCUCCCUGGCUGUUCGCUGAAUGCUACCUCUACCGUCUGCUGCGAAGCUUCUUCGCACGCAGUGAGCACUGGAAGCAGUACGACCCUUUCUCCAAGAGCAAGCUCGACACAUUCAAGAGCUCCGGUGCCGCCAUCAGUGCGCUUGCCGUCACCAUCCAGGACCUCGUUACCAAGUCUCUCUCGUCGGAGCAGGGUGCCGAGUCGACGCCCGAAGGCCGCGAGAUCUUGUUCCACGAGAUGGCGCAAAUGUCGCUGUGGGGCAAUGCCACCGAUCUUAGCCUGCUGACCAACCUCUCGUACGCCGAUUUGCAAGCUCUGCAGACCACGGGUCGCGAGCAGCAGGAAGCGCGCAGCAAGUUCAUCCUUGCCAACGACCUGGACCAGGCUUGGAAAAAGAUCUCGUCGCUCCGAGAUGGAAGAGUCGACAUCGUGCUCGACAACGCCGGCUUUGAGCUGGCUACGGACAUGAUCUUUGCUGACUGGCUGCUGACCACUCCUCACGUCGGACAAGUGGUCUUCCACCCCAAGAACAUGCCGUGGUUCGUUUCAGAUGUCACCCCGCCCGACUUCCGCCACACGAUCGAGUCGCUGCUCGAGCCGAGUUUCUUUGCGCGACAGGACGAGGCUAGUCAGGACCGACACCGCAGCGUCAGCCGCAGUCGAGACCUGCAGGCCGACCCGAGCAAGUACUCGUACAACGCAGCUGGUGGUCAGGGUGCCCAGCCGGCGGGCUCGCGCUCGCUGCAGAUGGCCGACGACAGCAAGGAGCGUGGUCGCUCGCCUCACCCUCCCGGCAGUCUGCACCUGCAGGCUAGAGAUGGCAGCGUCGACUCGACGGGACGAGGCCGUGCUCCUGCUGGUAGCCGCAACUUCCAGAUGGACCCGGCCUACUUCAAGAAUGCACGUUCGCAGACCAUCUCUCCGUCGAGAUCGUACGUCAUGGACAGCUCGCGCUUCUCAUCACUCUCGAUCCACGACGAGGAUGACGAGGGCCGAGACGGCCGAGGCCGUUCGACUGCGGUCAAGGACGAGACGCCUUCGUCGCAGACGCCCGUGCAGGCCAUGGUGAGGCGGUGGAUGAAGCAUAUGGAGGAGGGCCGCUUCAAGCUGUCCGUUCCUCUCGAUACCACGCUGGGUGCGGACACUGGCGCGGCGAACGGCUUUUGGACUCAGCCCGUUUCGUACGCCAACAUGGCGACGUACUCGCCCGAGCUGCACACGGAGCUGGCCACCAAGAGCGACCUCGUCAUCUUCAAGGGCGAUCUCAACUACCGCAAGCUCACAUCGGAUGCUAUGUGGAAGUCCGAAACGAGCUUCCGCGAGGCUCUCGGGCCGCUGGCUGGUACGAUCGAGAUCUUGGCUCUGAGGACUAACAAGGCGGACGUGUGUGUGGGACUUAAGCCUGGUCAGGAGGAGUGGGUGAAAGGUCAGGACAAAAACUGGCGGGUCGAUGGUAAAUGGGCCGUGGUGCAGUAUUGCCCCAAGGACAAGUGA
Molecule: messenger RNA, 1830 nt
Organism: Sporisorium graminicola
Lineage: Eukaryota; Fungi; Basidiomycota; Ustilaginomycetes; Ustilaginales; Ustilaginaceae
Exons: 1
Coding region: 1-1830 (609 amino acids)
Biological process (GO): DNA damage response
Cellular component (GO): nucleus; cytoplasm
Molecular function (GO): phosphatase activity
Source: RefSeq, a predicted model, not a curated record